Molecule: messenger RNA, 2161 nt
Organism: Lycium ferocissimum
Lineage: Eukaryota; Viridiplantae; Streptophyta; Magnoliopsida; Solanales; Solanaceae
Exons: 3
Coding region: 158-1429 (423 amino acids)
Source: RefSeq, a predicted model, not a curated record
AAAAUUUUCCCCCAAAUUUCUAAUUUCUCCUCAAAUCAACCUCAAUUUCUCUUCUCAACAAUCAAAUCAACCUUAAAUUCUUCAAAUUCGUUUCAUUCUCUAUCGAUUGAUACCUCUUUUGUCUCUAGCCGUAAGGAAAUUGAAUUCCGAGUUAAAUAUGGUGCAAAAAAGACCAUAUGGUGAAGAAGAGUUGUAUGAGGUUUCCUCUAAGCAACCGAGACAUGUAGAACCAAGUAGUCAGCUAGUUUCCUCUUUGGAGUUUCUGUGUGAAUCGGUGGCUCCAAAGUCUUACACCUCAGGUGGAGAUGAGGAGAAUUUUUCAAAAGUCAAAGCUGCCACUGACAAGAGACCUGAUAGUGGCAAUGCGGCCGAAGUUCCUGUUUCUUCUGAGAAAGCAGUUGAGCCGAGCAUUCAUGGCUCUGCUUCGAACUCGUCCUGGGCGACGAGUAGCACCAGUGAAGAAGACAUCAGGUCCGAGGCACCUUUUCACAUAUUGACGGCUUCUGAAUAUUACAAUAGUGAUCCUCCUCCAUUCAGAGUUGUUAUUAAUCCAAGGGAGGUUUAUGCUUCUCUUUUGAGCAAUCCUCCUCGAAAGUUGGUCCCCAUCGGACCAGAUUUCCAAGCUGAAUUACCAGAAUGGGGUGCAUGGGAUAGUAAAAAUAAAUCCAUCAAGGAGAGCACUAAUGAAAGCUUGAAUCUUCCAUCUCAAGCUCUAGAAUCAGAUUGUGCGGAUCAUCCUGAUGAAGAAAAUAAACUUACUGGGACAUGUAUCAUUCCAAUGCCUAAAUUGGAGCUACCUGCAGACCAUGAGGAGAAUGGUGGAGCAGGAAAAAGUGGGUGCUCCUGUGAAGAAGCUGGUUCCUUCGGAUGUGUUCGAGUGCACAUCUUGGAAGCAAGGGAGAAACUUAAGGAAGCCCUGGGAGAGGAAACAUUCGUUAGGUUGGGUUUUUAUGAUGUCGGAGAGGGAGUGGCAGAGAAAUGGAGUGAAGAGGAAGAGGAAUUAUUUCAUGAGGUUGUAUUUUCCAAUCCUGCAGCACUAGGCAGGAAUUUCUGGAACUACCUCGCUGUUGAAUUUCCUUCACGGAGCAUGAGAGAACUCGUUAGCUAUUAUUUUAAUGUCUUUAUGUUGAGGAAACGUGCCAAGCAGAACAGGUUUGACCCUUUAAAUAUAGACAGUGAUAAUGAUGAAUGGCAAGAGAUUGAUGAUGAUGUUGUAGCUGCCGAAGCUAAAAUGACGGAUGAAGAUGAGGAUUCUGUGGUUGAGUCACCAGUAUAUCAAAAUUAUCCUGGUUGUAAUGAGAUAUACACGGAUGAAAAACAAGUAUAUGAUGAGGAGGCUGGUGGUGAAACCUUGAAGGAUUAUCGGAAUACAGACUUUUGCAGGAGGAAGGUCUCAGUGAUGUGUCAGAAGCAUGUCCUGAUAAAUUGAUUGAUAAUAACAGCAGUUCUGGACACAAUAUUUGGCCUUUAGACAGACACCACUCAAAUGAAGUGGGUGACCAUGAGGUACAAGAUGACUCUUGUACCACUGGUGCAACUGAAGGUCGCUUCACAACCACCACAGGGGAACACUGAAAAUUGUAAACAAUGGGCAAGUCAUUUUGCUGGUGUUGGCAGUGGCAGUGGGCGUGAUUUUGUGAUGGAGCCAUCUAAUGGUAAGGAAUGGGACAUUGGUUACUUAAGCUGUGCUAAAAAUGAAGUUGACUUGUUACCAACCUGCACUGUGAUUGAGGAAGUGUUUGGAGAUGGAGCCUGGAGUUCCAAGAACAGAGAUGGUCAUAGUUUAAGCAAGCGUUGACAUAUUCACCCACCUGUUGCAUAUGAUACCGGUUUUUUUGCAGUUGGAUAAUCCUUGGAAUGCUUCUUGCGGAUAGUAGAGUCCAUUUUUACUUGUAUAUUGUUAAUGGUGGAAGGAGAAAGCAUGUAAGAAAUGAUUAUGCAUAGGGGUGUUACAUUAGCUGAUUUUGGUGGCUUUAAUCAAACUGUUUAAUUGCCAUUGUUUCCUAUUGUAACAUCAGAAAUUUGAGAUUUUCGACCUUGCUUUCGGCUGUCUGUAGGAAGCUGUUUUGAGAUAGGACUUAGGAUUGAUUUAUAUGUAAAGUAUAACUAUGGCCGAGUCGAGCCAUAUUUCAAGAAAUGGAAAAAGAAAUCUUUCAAAUUG